Messenger RNA from Eriocheir sinensis (Chinese mitten crab), 2127 nucleotides. RefSeq lists its product as uncharacterized. The transcript is spliced from 2 exons. NCBI's taxonomy places the organism in Eukaryota, Metazoa, Arthropoda, Malacostraca, Decapoda, Varunidae. The coding region runs from base 397 to 1470 and encodes 357 amino acids. The record is from RefSeq and is a predicted model, not a curated record.
CAUUGUCACGUAAACAAACCCACAUAUUGCACGCACGAAAGUUCAAACAGUAUACGUUUUAUGAACACGAAACUCGUGUCCUGAUAGGCCUCGGGAAUGUGUUAAUUACGCUCCGCCCAGACUAUUACUUUAAAAGCGGCCAGUCACCAGUGUCAUUACUUCAGUCAUCCACAGCAACUCCCUCAGGCUCACCGCAUCCCUCUCAGCUCCGCCAGACGGCCACGGGAAAGGGAAAAGAAAGGACUACUACACCAGCUGGGUCCCGAGGAAAGCCGCGACUCCCUAACAGCCCGCUGCAAGGCCUUGAAGCGUGGCACCAUAGCUCCAACGCCCGGAGGAGCACCGCCACUGUUUCUUUCACCUUCGUGAGAACUCGACUCACUCCUACACACCAAGAUGAAACUUCAGGGUGUUAACUUCCUCGACGGUGCUCCAGCCACACACCCGAGGCUCGUGGACAGCCCUCACCAACACAACACCAGCAGCCCUCUCGGAGAUGCCGCGUCUCUGUAUCCACAGUCCUCCAAUUCGGCCACUCACUCACCUGCCCACCUGGACCACGCGAAUUUCCAACAACAUAACACCAGUAGCCCCUUCGUAAGUGCCGUAGCCCUGGACCAUUGCACCUCGGAUUUGAACAUGCUGCAGCCACACCUGGACGAUGCGAAUUACCACCAACAUAACACACUGCAGCCUCACUUGGACCACGCCUACGUACAAACACACAACACCAGCAGUCCCCUCAGAGGUGCCGCGUGCCUGGAACCGCACGCCUCCAGUUGGGCCACCCCGCAAUCCCACCUGAACCAGGCGAACUUCCAACACCACGCCAGUAACCCCUUCGGAGGUGCCACGGCUCUGGACCAUUACACUUCCCAUCUCCACUCACCACAGAACCUCGUGAUGGAGGCGCAGCAGGCUGGGUUCACUGAGGCUCCCCACCCUCCUCCCAGCACCCAGGAGAAGCUUAACGACGUGACUACCUGGGGGAUUGACAAAAUCCGGGAAGUGGCAAUGCAUUUUUGUAAGAACCCAGAAGUCCUGGCAGUCUUCGACCUUCAAGACCCAACAAAUUCCAACAACGGUAGCGACGACGACGAAGAAGAGAUGGGUAUGUAUGGAGGGGUAAACCUCGAGCAUGACCCUCGACAAGUUGACCCUGCAGGCACAAGCCACGCACCUCCGCCUUCUGGGGGCGCUGGUUCUCGUGGACGCAGGUUGAGGGUGCACGAAUGGGGGCCUCAGUCAGACCCGGAAAAGGAAAAGCGGCGGAAAGAUGCUGUGCGUCAGUGGCAGCAGCGCAAGAAAGAAAAGGAUGGUUUUAAACAGCUUGAGAAAGACCUUCAGAACCAGAGGAAGGUCGUGAAAGCCCUGAGAAGGGAGGCGAGUUAUCUACAACAGGUCCUGCAAAGGCAUGAGCACAAGGAGGCUCAGCAAGGCUGCCUCAACUUGCUCCUGAAGCUCUCCUGACCUUGAUUACGUAAUAGUAAAAAAAUUCCUUCCACCCGCAAGUAGCUGUGCUGAUACUUAGGCCAUUUUUUUGUGUGUGAGAAAAUGUUUGAAGCUGUGUAACUGUAAAGUCUUUGUCAUUCUUUAUGAACACGUCUGGUGAAUGAAUGUUGUGUUUCGGUUCCCCGGCAGAGUCUUUCUCUUACCGCAACCUUUUCCUGCGAACGGCCUUUGUGUCCAGAGGUUAGGCAAGAACCCUGAAUAUCGACGCUGUGUCCGCCGUUCCUUGUGCUUUGAAAUAACUUACACCUAAUUUUUCCUGUGUGACUAAAGACAGUUUAGACUCUAGAAGGAGGUUAUAUGAUACAAAUGCUCCUUGAAGACUCGCGUUCCAUCUUAGUAAAGGAGAUGCUCCAUAUAUUAGAUGAGUCACUAGAAAUACCUCUGGCCAGAUGAAACAUAAAGGAUCUUAUUGAGAUUGUUUGCAUAUAUGAGUUUAUUUAGCUUUUAUUGGCAGUCUUAAGAGUUUUAUUCUUUUAAUUUUUGUUUUAUGUCUUUGUUGCUUAUGUUUUAUAAGAUCUCAUCGUACGUAGUUUUUAUAUGCAUUGCCUUAUAACACUACUGUACUUAUUUGGAGAAAUAAAGCGUUUGAUUUGAUUAUAACCUGAUUUAUUAGUU